GAACCUCUCCAAACCCAAUUCAUAGAGGAGGUGAAUUCGAGUCGUUUGCCUCGAUCAACCUAAAAUGAUUCCCAAAUGUGCUUCUUUUGAUGUCAGAUUUUGUACAAAACUGUACAUUUCUCUUUGAUCUGUGCGCUCCGAUGUGAUUUCUGUGUGAAUACGUCUGAUUCAGCUGCUAUUGGCCAAAUUAUGGAAUCCGAGGAAAGUGGGCCGUAUAGACUGAAUCAAGAAAAACUGCUUUCGGUUGACGAUGAGCCGAAUACAGAUUGUGAUAUUCAACCUGGAAAACCCGUUUUGAUACCGGGAAUCCCGGACGAUAUUGCCCUUUCUUGCUUAGCAAGAGUUCCUAGAAAGUAUCAUACGAUUCUCAAUUGUGUUUCGAGGAGGUGGAGAGAAUUACUGUGCAGUGAAGAAUGGUUUUCUUACCGGCUGAAGCAUAAUUUGGACGAGACUUGGAUUUAUGCUCUAUGCAGGGAUAAGUCCGAGCAGCUUUGCAUGUAUGUGUUGGACCCCAAGCAAUUGAAAAAAGGUUGGAAGCAAAUUCAAGGCCUCCCGAGUAGUUUCUUGAAGAGAAAAGGUGUAGGAUUUGAAGUAUUGGGAAGAAAGGUUUACUUGUUCGGAGGGUGUGGAUGGAUUGAGGAUGCUACUGAUGAAGUGUACUGUUAUGAUGCCUCGGCUAAUACGUGGAUGAGAGCUGCUUCAUUAUCAACUGCUAGGUGUUUUUUCGCGUACGAAGCUUUGGACAACAAAAUCUACGCAAUUGGCGGGCUCGGGUCAAAAUUAAGCGACCCUCGUUCGUGGGAUGUUUAUGACAGCUCCAAAGACAAGUGGUCAUCUCACGUGGACCCGAAUGUUAUUCUGGAUAUUGAAGAUUCUGUGCUUUUGGAUAGGAAGAUCUACAUACGGUGUGGUAUAUCAUCUGUAGAUUCUCACGUUUAUGCAGUUGUUUAUGAUCCUUCGAGCGGAAUCUGGCAACAUGGGGAUGAUGACGUGGCAUCUGGCUGGCGGGGUCCAGCUGUCGUGAUCGACGGGAGGUUGUACGUUUUGGACCAGGUGUCAGGUUUGAGGCUGAUGAUGUGGCAGGAGGAUGUUCGGGAAUGGAUGGCCGUGAGGAGAAUAUCAACCCACCUCGUUUUCCCGCCAUGUCGGCUAGUGGGAAUCGGGAGGAAGAUUUUUGUUAUAGGGAAGGGACUUAGUACGGUGAUGUUCGAUGUUGGGAGUGUGGGAUCUUGUGUGGAUGGUGUUUUGGUGAGUUGUUCUGUGGGGAAAUUGGGUUCUGAUUGUGAUGUGAUAAGCUGCAAGUGUGUUGCUAUCUGAGCUUCACCUGGAGAUCAAAAUGUGUUUUUUCAUUUUUUUUUUUUUUAAUUUUAUUUUGGGUUGUUAUUUUUGUAUCUUUGGUAAUACUUUAGACAGAGACUGGGGGGAUUUAUCCUUUGGGAUGAUUGUUUGAUGGCUGUCUGAAAAAAGUGGUGG
Molecule: messenger RNA, 1473 nt
Organism: Striga asiatica
Lineage: Eukaryota; Viridiplantae; Streptophyta; Magnoliopsida; Lamiales; Orobanchaceae
Source: the annotation of a GenBank genome assembly